Molecule: messenger RNA, 2085 nt
Organism: Rhinolophus ferrumequinum (greater horseshoe bat)
Lineage: Eukaryota; Metazoa; Chordata; Mammalia; Chiroptera; Rhinolophidae
Gene: NEUROD2
Product: neuronal differentiation 2
Exons: 2
Coding region: 232-1380 (382 amino acids)
Biological process (GO): regulation of DNA-templated transcription; nervous system development
Molecular function (GO): protein dimerization activity
Source: RefSeq, a predicted model, not a curated record
UGGCCUGGCAUAGAGGCUGGUACCCCGCCUGGUAGAGAUGCCACACUCGCUCCGCGGUUCGCAUGGCGCUCUGAAGACGCCGGCGCCCGCCGCCUUGAGGAGCCGCUGCCCCCGCUCCCUGAAGAUGGGGGAACAAUGAAAUAAGCGAGAAGAUUCCUCUUCUCCCCCCUCUCUCUCUUGCCCCCCUCCCCCCUCCCCUCCCCUCUCCCCUUGACUCCUCUCCGAGGCACCAUGCUGACCCGCCUGUUCAGCGAGCCCGGUCUCCUCUCGGACGUGCCCAAGUUCGCCAGCUGGGGCGACGGCGACGACGACGAACCGAGGAGCGACAAGGGCGACGCGCCGCCGCCGCCUCCGCCUCCGCCGGGACCGGGGGCUCCAGGGCCCGCCCGGGCCGCCAAGCCAAUCCCUCUCCGAGCAGACGAGGUGACGGAGGCCGCGCUGGCUGAGGUCAAGGAGGAAGGCGAGCUGGGGGGCGAGGAGGAAGAGGAGGAGGAGGAGGAAGAAGGGCUGGACGAGGCCGAGGGCGAGCGGCCCAAGAAGCGCGGGCCCAAGAAGCGCAAGAUGACCAAGGCGCGCCUGGAGCGCUCCAAGCUGCGGCGGCAGAAGGCGAACGCGCGGGAGCGGAACCGCAUGCACGACCUGAACGCGGCGCUGGACAACCUGCGCAAGGUGGUGCCCUGCUACUCCAAGACGCAGAAGCUGUCCAAGAUCGAGACGCUGCGCCUGGCCAAGAACUACAUCUGGGCCCUGUCGGAGAUCCUGCGCUCGGGCAAACGGCCCGACCUGGUGUCCUACGUGCAGACGCUGUGCAAGGGUCUGUCGCAGCCCACCACCAACCUGGUGGCCGGCUGCCUGCAGCUCAACUCGCGCAACUUCCUCACCGAGCAGGGCGCGGACGGCACGGGCCGCUUCCACGGCUCCGGAGGCCCGUUCGCCAUGCACCCCUACCCGUAUCCGUGCUCGCGCCUGGCGGGCGCACAGUGCCAGGCGGCGGGCGGCCUGGGCGGCGGCGCGGCGCACGCCCUGCGGACCCACGGCUACUGUGCCGCCUACGAGACGCUGUAUGCAGCGGCGGGCGGCGGCGGCGCCAGCCCGGACUACAACAGCUCCGAGUACGAGGGCCCGCUUAGCCCCCCGCUCUGUCUCAAUGGCAACUUCUCGCUCAAGCAGGACUCGUCGCCCGACCACGAGAAGAGCUACCAUUACUCUAUGCACUACUCAGCGCUGCCCGGCUCGCGGCCCACGGGCCACGGGCUGGUCUUCGGCUCGUCCGCGGUGCGCGGGGGCGUCCACUCCGAGAAUCUCUUGUCUUACGAUAUGCACCUUCACCACGACCGGGGCCCCAUGUACGAGGAGCUCAACGCGUUUUUCCAUAACUGAGACCUCGCGCCCGCCCCUUUCUUUUUCUUUUGCCUUUGCCCGCACCCCUAUUUCCUGCCCUCCGAGCGCAGGGACACCCCAACCUACCCUGGCGCAGGGCGCGGGGUGCGGGCCGCCGGUCCCGCCGCUCUUCUGGGCAGCGCGGUCCUUUUACCUGUGGGUGGCCCGUCCCAGGGGCCUCUCUUCCCCCAGGGGACUCGCCUUCUCUCUCCCCAAGGGGUUCCUUCCUCCUCUUUCCCAGGGAGUACUUCUCCAGGGACCCCUCUUCGGGCAUUCCCUAGAGACCCCCACCCCAAUUCCUAAUCCCUACACUUAGGUUUCCUCUGCAGGCCCCUCUCCCCUGCAGGCCCAGAGGCGUUGGUAAGGGGGCAGCUGAGCUGUGGGAUAGUUUUCCCAUUAUUAUUAUUAUUAUUAUUAUUAUUAUUAUUAUUAUUAUUAUUAUUAUUUCUUUUAAAUCAAACACCGAGCUGCUGAGGCAGAAAGGAGCCAGGCGUCCCCUCUUCCUGCAGAGGGCAGAAGUCAGGGUGCCCCAGCCUGGACCUGGAACGCCCUCACCCCCAACCUUUAGUCUCAGCGUUUUGUGAUUUUAAUUUUGGCGGGAGGGAAUGUGGAUUGAGAGGAAAGAGAGAAGCCAAGACAAUUUGUAACUAGAAUCCGUUUUCCCCUUUUUUAAGCAAACAAACAUACAAAAAAAAAAAAAAAAAA